Hypoxylon trugodes is the source of this 1779-nucleotide messenger RNA. Its product is annotated as glycerol-3-phosphate dehydrogenase [NAD+]. The record is from RefSeq and is a predicted model, not a curated record. Gene Ontology annotation, cellular component: cytosol; glycerol-3-phosphate dehydrogenase (FAD) complex; nucleus. Lineage: Eukaryota; Fungi; Ascomycota; Sordariomycetes; Xylariales; Hypoxylaceae. The coding region runs from base 159 to 1559 and encodes 466 amino acids. The transcript is spliced from 2 exons. Gene Ontology annotation, biological process: glycerol-3-phosphate catabolic process; carbohydrate metabolic process. Gene Ontology annotation, molecular function: NAD binding; glycerol-3-phosphate dehydrogenase [NAD(P)+] activity.
CGGUCUAUCCGAUUUGCUCUAUCUAAUGUAAUCUCUGUUCCUCGCUGUCACAUGGUGGCUUGUUAGAGACAUAACCCGAUCAUUAGCAACUUCUGAACCAGUAUUAAAAGGCCUUAGUUACACUUCUGUACCUUAAGAGCUCCCAAUUUCUUGCUCAUAUGAAAAUACUUGUUCAAUUAAGAUACCCAUUUGCUUCUUCCUUUAGAUUCCCCACCCACGCUCGUGCUACGCAGAAAGCUUUCAUCUAUUGCUAUUCUACUACUAAACAAUACUCCCGAUUCUCUACAAUGGCUCCAGGACUAUUAAGUGCCAACGGCACUAAGAAGCACAAGGUGACCGUUAUUGGUUCUGGUAAUUGGGGUUCCACGAUCUCCAAGAUCGUUGCCGAGAACACCAAGGAGCACCCAGAUCUAUUCGAAGAGGAGGUGCAGAUGUGGGUAUACGAAGAAGAUGUAACAUACGAAGACAAGACACAAAAACUCACCUCCGUCAUUAAUAACCACCACGAAAACAUCAAAUACCUCCCCAACAUCAAGCUCCCCACCAACUUAAUCGCGAACCCCUCCCUCGAAGACGCCGUCCACAACUCCUCCAUCCUAAUCUUCAAUCUACCCCACCAAUUCAUCCACAGGAUCUGCGGACAGCUUAAGGGCAAAAUCGUACCUUUCGCACGAGGAAUCUCCUGCAUCAAGGGCGUCAACGUCACCGAUGAAGGCGUAUUUCUAUUCUCGGAGUGGAUUGGCGAGGGUCUAGGUAUCUACUGUGGUGCAUUAUCCGGCGCGAAUAUCGCCUCCGAAAUUGCGGCCGAGAAAUGGUCCGAAACUACGAUUGCGUACGACCCGCCGCCAAUGGACAACUCGCGUAAUCCUUCUCGCAACGCUACGCCCCGCUCUGCGACCCCCAGUCGAAACUCACCGCGGGCGUCCGCUGCUGAGCUAAGUAUUUCGCCGUUGGCGGAGACGCAGCAUAGAGAUGUUCGCGGCAGGAUUAGCAAGACUAAGUUAAUCCCCGUACCGCCUGAGUAUACGCCGCUUGACCACGAUACUUUUAAGACGUUAUUUCACCGGCCGUACUUCCAUGUCCGCAUGGUGUCCGACGUAGCAGGCGUAUCUCUAGGCGGAGCCCUGAAAAACAUCGUCGCGCUAGCGGCCGGUUUUGUAGACGGUCGAGGCUGGGGUGACAACGCCAAAGCAGCUAUCAUGCGAGUCGGACUCCUAGAAAUGGUGAAAUUCGGUCAUGAAUUCUUCGGCGAGACUAUCUCAACCCAAACCUUCACCGAGGAAAGUGCCGGUGUAGCCGAUUUAAUCACAAGUUGCAGCGGUGGUCGUAACUUCCGAUGCGCGAGGAAAGCUGUCGAGAAGGGCAUUUCCGUUCAGGAGGUCGAGCAAGCGGAAUUGAAUGGCCAGAAGUUGCAGGGUACCAGUACUGCCGCGGAAGUCAAUUCGUUCCUCAAGCGCAGGAAUCUCGAACAAGAAUACCCGCUAUUCACCGCCGUGCAUAACAUCCUUGAAGGUCGGAAUACUGUGGAUGAUAUUCCUGACCUUGUUUCGAGGACUUAGACAUUUGACAGGAGGAACAGAAAUAAGAGAAUGAACUUUAUCAGCGUUGGAAGUUAAAGAAAUUGAUGGGAUUAAGAGAAUAAUAUAAUUAUGAUUUUGCAUAGAGCAGUGUUCAAUCGGUUAAGGGUGCAUUUUUAUGAUUGGUCGCGGUAGAAAAUAGGCUAGAACGGGUUCUCCAGCAUGAUAUCCCAGAACACGGAAAACAUAAUUCAGAUUCAUC